AUGGCGUCCAGGGACGCGGAGAGCAUCUGCAGCAUCCAGAUGGCGACGGGGAUACUGGACGGCGAGCUGGACGAGUCUCCGGGAGCGCUUCAGGAUCAAGAUGAUACUCCGUGCUCCGUUUUGUUUAGCAUGCCGGCCUCGCCAUCGGGGCUCCACCCCUUCUCAGGCCGUCUCGAGCGGCAGCUCUCUAUCCUCCGUGGGGUGGUGCCACACGAGCCGCCAACGGACGACAUUGAGCGCGGUGCCGCGUCCAAGAUCUCCGAGGAGCACACCGACGAGGACAAUGACAUUCCCUCCGCCGACCGCUACUUUGCCGCCCUUGAAGGCCCUGAGCUCGAGACCCUUCGGUCAACAGAGGUGGCGGUGCUGCCCAAUGAUGAGCCCUGGCCGUUUCUCCUCCGAUUUCCGAUCAGUGCGUUCGGAAUGUGCCUGGGCGUGAGCAGCCAGGCAAUGUUGUGGAAGACUCUUUCGUCAGAGCACUCCACGGGGUUCCUCGGCGUGAACCCCGCCGUCAACCACGUCCUCUGGUGGGCCUCCGUCGCCCUCACCGUCAUUGUAUCCAUCACGUACCUCCUCAAGGUUGUGUUCUAUUUCGAGGCCGUCCGCCGUGAGUUCCACCAUCCGGUCCGUGUCAACUUCUUUUUCGCGCCCUGGAUCGCUUGCCUCUUCCUCGUCAAGGGCUCGCCCCGUCUAGAGAGGGAGAUAAACCACAUCGUCUGGUACCUCCUCAUGACACCUAUCCUCUGCCUCGACCUCAAGAUCUAUGGCCAGUGGAUGUCUAGCGGUGAGCGCCGGCUCUCCAAGGUGGCCAACCCGUCCAACCACCUCGCCGUCGUUGGCAACUUUGUGGGAGCACUACUUGGUGCCAAGAUGGGCCUCCAUGAGUUGCCCAUAUUUUUCUUUGCCGUCGGGUUCGCUCACUACCUCGUGCUCUUUGUCACCCUCUACCAGAGGCUUCCCACCAACAUGCAACUCCCCAAGGAGCUCCAUCCGAUCUUCUUCUUCUUCUUCAGUGUACCCAGUGUCGCCUCUAUGGCAUGGGCGAGGAUCUCUGGCGAGUUCAACCAUGGCCCCAAGCUUCUUUACUUCGUCUCACUAUUCCUCUACGCGUCCUUGGUGGUACGCAUCAACCUGUUCAGGGGGGUUCGGUUCUCAUUGACGUGGUGGGCCUACACAUUCCCGCCAACGAGCGCCGCGCUAGCCACCGUGUUGUACGCAUCAGAGGUGGAAAACAUGUUGACCCGAGCAUUGGUGGUCGGGCUGGCAGGGAUCGCCACCGUCACAGUCAUUGGAGUCAUGGUCAACACUGUAUACCAUGCCUUUGUGAGUAAGGACCUCUUCCCCAAUGAUGUGUCCAUCGCCAUCACGAGGCAAAGGCCAAAGUUCAACAAGAUCCUUGCACACCUCCGCUCAUCCAGCCCCGAUGAGGGCACCGUUUAA
Triticum urartu is the source of this 1440-nucleotide messenger RNA. RefSeq names its product S-type anion channel SLAH2-like. NCBI's taxonomy places the organism in Eukaryota, Viridiplantae, Streptophyta, Magnoliopsida, Poales, Poaceae. Gene Ontology annotation, biological process: intracellular monoatomic ion homeostasis; transmembrane transport. The record is from RefSeq and is a predicted model, not a curated record. Gene Ontology annotation, molecular function: voltage-gated monoatomic anion channel activity. Gene Ontology annotation, cellular component: membrane.